GACCAAACUCACUCAUUCACUCUGUAACUGUGAUCACUCGCGCAUUUCCGUGACUUGUCCGAGGCAUUACGUAAAGACUGAGUAGAAAGCGGAAACAAAAAUGGCGUCUACUGAUAUGGAGAAAGGCUAUCAGCAGGGAGGUCCCCCUUUGUGCUUGGACCCUACAUCCAUCAAUUUGGGACCCCACAGCCAGGCUAUCCAUGACACUAAAGAGCCACCCAAGCCGACCAAUGAGACCCUGUAUGAAAGGGUGAAGGCUGCCAAGACGCAGUCUCAUGGAAUUGUCUUCCUCAAGGAAUUCUUCACCAUCCUGAUAGGUUCAAUGGCGUCCAUGAUUAUAAUAGGGCUUUUUUAUGGCCAUCCCAGUGGGUAUGAUUGUAAUCGGCUCCAUCCAUCUAAAUCACUGCCCUGCCGAGAACCUCAUUCCAGUAUUUCUACUUGUUGGUGGUAGUGUGUGGACAAUACAGUGUACAGUUGCUUUAGUACAGACAUGUUGCUGCCCAAACUCAAAGGAAACGAAAGGAGAAGAGGAAAAGAAGAAACUACACCCGUUUGAGGCCCUCGUCAACACUUUCAUGGCUUGCUGGUUUAUGGCAGGCACUGUGUGGGUGUACAGAACCUACGGCAACUUUGACUCUGACCCUAAGUCAGGGAACUACUGUGAUCACACGCUGUACUCGUUUGCAUUCUGGUGGUCAUGGCCCCCUACAUCAUGUUUGGAAGCUUGUGCUGCUGCUGCUGCUGGUGCAUCACUCUCGGUGGCUGAUCACGGCCAUCUACAUCAUGUUUGGAAGCUUGUGCUGUUGCUGCUGCUGGUGCAUCACUCUCGGUGGCUGAUCACGGCCAUCUACAUCAUGUUUGGAAGCUUGUGCUGUUGCUGCUGCUGGUGCAUCACUCUCGGUGGCUGAUCACGGCCAUCUACAUCAUGUUUGGAAGCUUGUGCUGCUGCUGCUGCUGCUGGUGCAUCAUUCUCGGUGGCUGAUCACGGCCAUCUACAUCAUGUUUGGAAGCUUGUGCUGCUGCUGCUGCUGCUGGUGCAUCACUCUCGGUGGCUGGUCACGGCCAUCUACAUCAUGUUUGGAAGCUUCUGCUGCUGCUGCUGCUGGUGCAUCACUCUCGGUGGCUGAUCAUGGCCAUCUACAUCAUGUUUGGAAGCUUGUGCUGCUGCUGCUGCUGGUGCAUCACUCUCGGUGGCUGGUCACGGCCAUCUACAUCAUGUUUGGAAGCUUGUGCUGCUGCUGCUGGUGCAUCACUCUCGGUGGCUGAUCACGGCCAUCUACAUCAUGUUUGGAAGCUUGUGCUGCUGCUGCUGCUGCUGGUGCAUCACUCUCGGUGGCUGAUCACGGCCCCCUACAUCAUGUUUGGAAGCUUGUGCUGCUGCUGCUGCUGGUGCAUCACUCUCGGUGGCUGGUCACGGCCAUCUACAUCA
This is a messenger RNA of Haliotis rubra (blacklip abalone), 1429 nucleotides long. RefSeq names its product transmembrane protein 272-like. The transcript has 6 exons. Bases 354 to 908 code for a protein of 184 amino acids. NCBI's taxonomy places the organism in Eukaryota, Metazoa, Mollusca, Gastropoda, Lepetellida, Haliotidae. The record is from RefSeq and is a predicted model, not a curated record.